AUGGGCUCGGUAACAGAAACACAACAGUAUGAAAUUCCCACCCACUGUAAGGCGGGUGUCGUCGUCAAUGAAGGUCCAAAGUUCCAUGUAGAGGUACAAAUGGUACCAGUUCCUGAGCCUGGUCCCGACGAUGUCUUGAUUAGACUGAACUUCACGGGCCUCUGCUCCUCGGACAUCCAUAUGAUGCAAGGCGACCUGGGCGCACCUCCCAUGUCAACGUUCGGGGUGCGAUCACCCGGUCACGAAGGUGCAGGGGUCGUUGUCAAAGUCGGUGCCAACGUGAAGAACUUUAAGCUUGGAGAUAGAGCCGGUAUCAAGCCGCUCACUGAUACAUGUGGAUCUUGCCACUUGUGUUGGGAUGAUAAGGAGACGUACUGCAAAAAGGCGAUUCAUACUGGAUUGAUGACUGCUGGUACAUACCAGCAAUAUCUAGUUUCUCCCGCACGGUAUGCCUCGCCGAUCCCCGACGGUGUUCCUGAUGAGAUUGCUGCGCCAAUUAUGUGCAGCGCAAGUACGAUGUACAGGUCGCUCCUUGAGUCCAAUCUCAAAGCAGGCUCUUGGGUAGUCUUCCCAGGUGGCGGGGGUGGUGUUGGUAUCCAGGGUGUGCAGCUAGCCAAGGCUAUGGGCAUGCGUCCCAUCGUCGUGGACACCGGAAGUGAGAAACGGGAUCUGUCGAUGGAAAUGGGCGCAGAGGCAUUCGUCGAUUUCAAGUAUGACGAGGAUACCGCCAAAGCUGUUAUCAAGAUUGCAGAUGGAGUUGGUGUUCACGGUGUCUUUGUGACGGCGCCUGCUGCAUAUAAGACGGCUUUCUCGUUUGUUGGUGAGAGAGUAGGCUCGAUAGUGAUGUGCAUCGGACUGCCUCCUGUCAGGUCUGUGGUUCUGGGAGCAGAUCCCUGUGAAUUUGUUUUUAAGAAUCUUAGUAUCAAGGGGACCAUGGUGGGCAGUCGGCGGGAUACCGCAAUGGCUUUGGAUUUUGCCAGGCGUGGGAUGCUUCAGCAGAUUAGUGAGGUGUACCCUCUAAACAGACUUCCUGAAGCUGUCGAGAAGCUACGCAAGGGCCAGGUUGCGGGACGGAUUGUGGUCAAGUUCGACUGGGAAGAGUGA
Penicillium daleae is the source of this 1104-nucleotide messenger RNA. Its product is annotated as zinc-dependent alcohol dehydrogenase. NCBI's taxonomy places the organism in Eukaryota, Fungi, Ascomycota, Eurotiomycetes, Eurotiales, Aspergillaceae. Gene Ontology annotation, molecular function: oxidoreductase activity; zinc ion binding. The transcript has 2 exons. Bases 1 to 1104 code for a protein of 367 amino acids. The record is from RefSeq and is a predicted model, not a curated record.